Messenger RNA from Argiope bruennichi, 666 nucleotides. RefSeq lists its product as uncharacterized. The transcript is spliced from 2 exons. Bases 1 to 666 code for a protein of 221 amino acids. The record is from RefSeq and is a predicted model, not a curated record. Lineage: Eukaryota; Metazoa; Arthropoda; Arachnida; Araneae; Araneidae.
AUGGUCAGAUAUACCACAGGGUUUCUCUUUGCUUCCAUGGGAGCUCAAAUUAAAGCUCCUCCUGGAACUGGGUCAUAUUGCAAUAGGAUUCAUGGUCAGAUAUACCACAUGGUUUCUCCUUUAUACAGUGGUCAUAACAAACCAGGUUAUGGUCAGUUAUAUGUGUUUGAUACCAGUGAAGCCACUGAAAAACGCAUGGUGAGAAAUGAAGGAUGUUUGUUCUCUGAGAUGGAAAGAUUGAAUUCUAUGUUGAAAGCAAUCAAUCCGUUCAUUGAUUGUUACCAGAAGAUGCAUCGUAUAAUGGAAAAAAAUCCUGCUACAAAUAUCAGAAUGGUUUUCAUGGAGACUAGAAAUUUAAAUAUAUCUAGAUAUAAACAGCCUAUUACAAAAACAGAAACUGCUGCGAUAUUUGUUGGAGAUAAUGGCGAACCACCUACUAAUCAAGACAUCUGUAUUUAUCCUGUAGAUGACAGCCGCAAAAAUAUUUCUCCAUUAAGCCAAUGUUGUGAUCCCAUGGCCUAUCCCUUGCUGUUUCCAAGAGGAGAAUUAGGUUUAAUUUUCGAGUUUUUGAAUGAAUAUAGUGAUGAAAGAUGUAAAUUUAAUUUACGACUUAUCAGUCGGAACAGAACUUGGGCACAAGCCUUGAAAACUCCCCUCUUCUGUUAA